AUGCUGGUUACUCUGGAAGCGAGGACAGCGCAAGGUACUGGUAAUUUGUUUGUCAAGAAAUAUGCAGUGAAAAAUUUGGUAGGCAACGUUGCUAAACUUUAUCACAGGUUCUGUGCUGAUGGCUCGUUGGACCCUAACAAGGUGAAAGGGAAGCUUGUCUUGUGCGAGUUAGGAGGGUGGGGUGCUGAUUCUGUGGUUAAAGGUAUUGGAGGGGAAGGCAUUAUUCUUGAGAGUGAGCAAUAUCUUGAUGCUGCCCAAAUUUUUAUGGCACCAGCAACCAUGGUCAAUGCCACAGUCAGCGACGCAGUGAAUAAUUAUAUACAUUCCACAAUGUCUCCAUCAGCAGUGAUACACAAAUCCCAAGAAGUACGAGUCCCGGCUCCAUUUGUCGCUUCCUUUUCAUCUCGAGGUCCAAAUCCAGGAUCAGAACGCAUUCUCAAGCCUGACGUUGCAGCACCAGGAAUUGACAUUUUGGCAUCAUUCACUCCCUUGAAGUCGCUUACCGGGCUGAAAGGUGAUACACAGUACUCAAGAUUUUCUCUUAUGUCAGGGACUUCCAUGGCUUGCCCUCAUGUUGCUGGGAUAGCCGCCUAUAUAAAGUCAUUUCAUCCAACUUGGACUGCAGCAGCAAUCAAAUCCGCCAUUCUGACAACAGCAAAAUCUAUGAGCUCCAGGGUGAACAACGACGCAGAAUUUGCCUAUGGUGCUGGUCAAAUAAAUCCUGAUAGAGCUAGAAACCCUGGCCUAGUCUAUGAUAUGGAUGAGAUGUCUUACAUUCAGUUCCUAUGCCACGAAGGCUAUGAUGGAUCCUCCCUAUCUGUUUUAGUUGGUUCAAAAUCCAUCAACUGCUCCUCAUUGCUUCCUGGACUUGGCUAUGAUGCUCUUAACUAUCCCACUAUGCAACUUAGUGUCAGAAAUGAGCAGGAACCAACCACAGGUGUUUUUAGAAGGACAGUUACCAAUGUAGGUCCUUCUGCCUCCAUCUACAAUGCAACCAUCAAGGCUCCUCUAGGAGUAGAAAUCGCGGUAAAACCUAAUAGCCUCUCCUUCUCUCGUGCUUCGCAGAAGCGAAGUUUUAAGGUUGUGGUUAAGGCAAAACCUAUGUCAAGACCUCAAAUAUUGUCAGGUUCUCUUAUAUGGAAAAGCAAUCGUCACAUUGUAAGGAGCCCUAUCGUUAUUUUCAAAGCACUGGACUAA
This is a messenger RNA of Dovyalis caffra, 1197 nucleotides long. The record is from the annotation of a GenBank genome assembly. NCBI's taxonomy places the organism in Eukaryota, Viridiplantae, Streptophyta, Magnoliopsida, Malpighiales, Salicaceae.